Messenger RNA from Plasmodium fragile, 2007 nucleotides. RefSeq lists its product as uncharacterized. Bases 1 to 2007 code for a protein of 668 amino acids. The record is from RefSeq and is a predicted model, not a curated record. Lineage: Eukaryota; Apicomplexa; Aconoidasida; Haemosporida; Plasmodiidae. The transcript has a single exon.
AUGCCAAGACAUAUUUACAUACUUCUCAUCGAUUGCUUCCUUGGCCUAUCAGUCACGUACACCUUCCUAUUUGAACAUGUGAGGUGUCACAAAAAAACAGUUACCUUCGACAAAGAUUUCCACAAAAAUAAAGUCCACCUGGAAAACAGAAAAAAGUAUCUAUUUGUGUGCAGAAGUUCAUCCACAAAAGGGAGGAGGAUAUCCUCUAAAGGUUUCAUUUUGAAGCACCACAAAUUGAACCAUCUGCCAAGUCAAGUAACCAACCAUGGCGUGGCCCUGUUGAGAGCAGACCGCCAAUCCUUCCUGAAAUUGAACAAGUUUAAAAUAUUCAGCAAUGACAUUCAAAAGGACAGUUCUUCAAAUGAUAAGGAAGAUGGAGGAGAAAAUAAGCAGCAGAAUGAACAGGAAUUAAGGAAUGAAAAAAAGGACAACUGGAAAAAGUAUUACGAGGACAAGAGGAAGAAGGAGAUAUUGAAAGAUUUAGAUAGGAGUGUGCGGAAAAGGGGGAAACAAUCUGUAAGAGGUAGUCCUGUGGGUGGGGACGAUUCUGUGGGUGAAGAAGUACGUAGCCGAGAUGACGAGAGGCAGGAAGGAAGGGACCAUCGCACAAAGGAAGCAGAUGGACAAAAGUGGAAGAAUACAGAAGAUUAUGACGCAUAUGAGGAGGACGACGACGAUGAUGAUGAGGAUGACGAAGGUUAUGAAUCAUACGACACCUACGAGGCCGACGACCCGCACGACGUGCAUGCACACCGAAGCGCGCAUGACAAGAGAGAUACACACCUGGAUUACCCCUAUGACCACGAAGAGGCACAUGGAAGGAACCUCUUCUUCGCGCACAACAGCAGAAACGAAAACGCCCAUGGGAAAUUUUAUAGCGACAGAAUGAGCGGGGUUGGUCCCAAUCCGCCCUCAAUAAAUGAAAGCAUAAAUAAUAUCUUCUCAUCGAAAAGAACGACGAAAGAUUUCCCACUCUUUUUCCCCUUGAACAAUAAGGCCUUCGAAAAUAGCAACAAUAAAUAUUUUGACAAAAUUUGCAGUAUCCCCCCAAAUGAGCUCAUUAACCGAUUUUUUGAAAACACAUCUGAAAGGGUUAAAGAAGCUGUAAAAAAUAUCAUUUUUAACAUCAUUGGAAAUAUUCAAAAGUACACCAUCGAAACUUCUAUUUUAAUUACCUAUGACAAAAUUUACAACUUCCUCUUGCAAAUUGUCCUCACGGGGUACAUGAUAAAGAACGCAGAUUAUCGACUCAGUCUUAAUGAGUCCCUGUACGACCAAAAUAAUAUUAUAAACAGAAAAGAGGACGACGUGUUCAAUUUGAAAAAAUCCUUUUAUGGAUUAUUUUCUAAUAUACAUCACAGAGGUGGAGAAGAAACCAUAAACGCAAGUGAGUUAAGUGAGCCCAAGAAUGACAGUCCCAAAGAGCCCAGCCAAGAUGGGGAAGACAUGGGACACAGCCCCAACCUUGAUGAGAAACUCCUAACCGGUAAUAACUUACAGGAUCAUCUUACCAAUGAUGAUAUCCAUGAUCAGGAUGGAAACCCAUUUAGUUAUGAAGAGGAGGGCCCGCAAUUACCAUCAGACAACACAUCCCACACAUACGCCAAAAGUGGCGAGAACAAUAACUUCCCAAUAAUUAACACAAAAAAUUAUAUUAUAUUUUUACGAAAAAAAAUUAAGUCUUUAGAAAUGCAAUUAAAAAAGUUGAAAGAAAAUAAAAACAUUUUAAAUGACGAUUUACUUUCAUACAUAAAGUCACUCACAGAUGUGCAGCUGCGUUCACUCACAGACAACAUCGGAUCAUUGGUCCUGGAUGCAACGAAAAAAAUUGUAGAAUUAGUAAUACAGGGCAUGACAUUAAACAUUAACAAAAACUCAUCCAAUGAAUUAAUAUAUGUAAGUGGCUCUGUGCUCACUUACAUCUGCUUCUGGCAAUUGAUAAUCGGGUACACUCUCAGGGAGAUGGAAAUUCGCGAUGAACUCUCCGAUUAUCUGAAGGGCAACUAG